This is a messenger RNA of Aptenodytes forsteri (emperor penguin), 4333 nucleotides long. RefSeq names its product ribosomal protein S6 kinase A6 (gene RPS6KA6). Bases 12 to 2156 code for a protein of 714 amino acids. Gene Ontology annotation, molecular function: ATP binding; ribosomal protein S6 kinase activity; magnesium ion binding. The record is from RefSeq and is a predicted model, not a curated record. Gene Ontology annotation, biological process: protein phosphorylation. The transcript is spliced from 21 exons. Lineage: Eukaryota; Metazoa; Chordata; Aves; Sphenisciformes; Spheniscidae.
AUGGCCUUAAAAUGGCAGAUGAGCCUAUGGAAGAAGGUGAACCAUAUUCCUACCACGAUGAAGGAAGUGUGAAAGAAAUUCCUAUUACACAUCAUGUGAAAGAAGGAUGUGAGAAAGCAGAUCCAGCACAGUUUGAACUACUUAAGGUUCUUGGACAGGGAUCAUUUGGAAAGGUCUUCCUUGUACGGAAAAUAAUUGGUCCUGAUGCUGGGCAACUUUAUGCAAUGAAAGUAUUGAAAAAAGCUUCUUUGAAAGUUCGGGAUAGAGUUCGUACAAAAAUGGAGAGAGAUAUAUUAGUAGAAGUAAAUCAUCCAUUUAUCGUCAAACUGCACUAUGCCUUUCAGACUGAAGGGAAGCUAUAUUUAAUAUUGGAUUUUCUCAGGGGAGGAGAUGUAUUCACGCGAUUAUCCAAAGAGGUUAUGUUUACAGAGGAAGAUGUGAAAUUCUACCUCGCAGAACUGGCCCUUGCUUUGGAUCACCUUCACAGCUUGGGAAUUGUAUACAGGGACCUGAAGCCAGAAAACAUUUUGCUUGAUGAAGCAGGACAUAUCAAGUUAACAGACUUUGGACUCAGCAAAGAAUCAGUAGAUCAAGAGAAGAAGGCCUAUUCUUUCUGUGGUACUGUAGAAUACAUGGCACCUGAAGUAGUAAACAGGCGAGGGCACAACCAGAGUGCUGACUGGUGGUCCUUUGGUGUUCUUAUGUUUGAAAUGCUUACUGGUACGCUACCAUUUCAAGGUAAAGAUCGAAAUGAAACUAUGAAUAUGAUACUGAAAGCAAAACUUGGAAUGCCUCAGUUCCUCAGCCCUGAAGCACAAAGUCUUCUGAGGAUGUUGUUUAAAAGGAACCCAUCAAAUAGAUUAGGAGCUGGUUCAGAUGGAGUUGAAGAAAUCAAGAGACAUCCUUUUUUUUCUACUGUUGACUGGAAUAAACUGUUCAGAAGAGAAAUUCAACCCCCAUUUAAACCAGCUUCUGGGAAGCCAGAAGAUACUUUUUGUUUUGAUCCAGAAUUCACAGCAAAAACACCAAAAGAUUCUCCAGGAGUCCCACCUAGUGCGAAUGCACAUCAGCUCUUCAAAGGAUUUAGUUUUGUUGCAACUACUACUGUAGAAGAUCAUAAAAUAUCACCACUCACCAAUAUACUGCCAAUAGUACAGCAACUUCAUGGAAACAGCGCACAGUUUACUGAUGUAUAUGAACUGAAGGAAGAUAUUGGUGUUGGUUCCUACUCUGUUUGCAAGCGAUGUAUACACAUAGCUACAAAUAUGGAGUUUGCUGUAAAGAUAAUUGAUAAAAGUAAGAGGGAUCCCUCAGAAGAAAUUGAGAUUCUCAUGCGUUAUGGACAACAUCCAAAUAUUAUUACUUUAAAGGAUGUGUAUGAUGAUGGUAGAUUCAUAUACCUUGUCACUGAACUGAUGAAAGGAGGAGAGCUGCUUGAUCGAAUUCUCAGACAGAAGUUCUUCUCGGAACGAGAGGCUAGCGCUGUAUUAUACACUAUAACUAAGACUGUGGACUACCUGCACUGCCAAGGGGUAGUGCAUCGAGACCUUAAACCUAGUAAUAUUUUAUAUAUGGAUGAUUCAAAUAAUGCUGAUUCUAUCAGGAUUUGUGAUUUUGGAUUUGCAAAACAACUUCGAGGAGAAAAUGGACUACUUCUAACUCCGUGCUACACUGCAAACUUUGUGGCACCAGAGGUUCUCAUGAGACAGGGAUAUGAUGCUGCUUGUGACAUAUGGAGCUUGGGUGUUCUUCUUUACACAAUGUUGGCAGGCUAUACUCCAUUUGCCAAUGGUCCUAAUGAUACUCCAGAGGAGAUCCUGGUACGGAUAGGCAGUGGAAAAUUCUCUUUAAGUGGAGGCAACUGGGACAUUGUUUCAGAUGCAGCAAAGGACUUGUUAUCACAUAUGCUUCAUGUAGAUCCACAUCAGCGAUAUACAGCAGAGCAAGUAUUAAAACAUUCGUGGAUAGCCUGUAGGGACCAGUUGCCGCAUUAUCAACUAAACAGGCAAGAUGCACCACAUCUAGUAAAGGGAGCCAUGGCUGCUACAUAUUCUGCACUGAAUCACAAGACAUUUCAGCCAGUGUUAGAGCCUGUUGCAGCCUCAAGUUUAGCUCAGCGACGGAGCAUGAAAAAGCUAACAUCAACAGACUUAUAGAUCCACUGGGACACCUUAGCAAACAGAAGCAAGGGGAAAAUCCAAUAAGUGGCUCUAUUUUGCCUGACCUGUGAUCAAAAGGCAUCUAUGGUUUCCUGCUACACUACUUGAAUUCUGUAAAAGUCCUUUUUUUAAAAAGAAAAAAAAAAAAAUCCACAGGUUCAUACUGUGUUGUUUUACAGGCCGUAUCUGUUAAAUUAAUUUAAACAUCAGGUACACCAUAAUGAAUUUCUCUACACUGUCCUUUGAGAGAUCUGUUGCAAAUAUUAUUUCACAUUCUGUAUAGUUUUGCUGGGUUCAUUUACAAAAAUGGUUUAGGGGACCAUUGCCAAUGACCAAGUUGUACAUAAAGUGUCAGUGUAAGUUUUCUUCUCUUGACACCUUUGAAGGACAAAUUCUUAAUUUUGUAAUUGGGCACUUAAUUCAUUCAACUUAAUUCAUUUAACUUGUUCGUUACUAUUAUGAAAAGCUGACUAAUAUAUUGUGCCAGUGUUAAGUGUGAUGGUGUUAAUUUGGAAGGUCCGUGUUUGGAUGGUGCCAGUAGCUGAUAAGUUUAUGUGAAAAUACAAACAAAAGGGAUGUGUAAGAUUCUGCACUUUACCCAUAAACUUAAUUUGAUCACUUGUGACCCAAAAGAAAUGCUGGUUAACAAAUGGCUUCUUACAGGAAAAUGAACAUUUCUAGUUGUUACCACGAAUGGUAUUGUGUCCUGCCCUGAGCUAGAGAAAAUAAGUAUGUGUAUAAACUGUCAAAAUUAAGGAUCUAAAUAACAUUGGUACCACUUUAAGACAACAUCAUGCAAUCCAAUAAUUUUUAUUAGUUAUAUUGUCUAUCCAUAUGUACAAUGACUGUGUUACUGCUUCCUCAGCAGUCGUUUCCACUGAAUAUACCCAAUAUUAAUUUUGUAUGGCAUAUAAGACAAACUGACACUUUAUUAUAACAAACUUGGCACGUGGAUUUUAUUUUUUAUUUAUUUGAUUUUUAUAGAACGUUGCUUCUAUCUGAAUCUCUCGCCGCAUGUACAAAUAUUACAGAACAUAAAUGCAAAAUUCUAUUUGCCUAACUGUGGGGGUAGCUUGGGAAAAUAAAUAAGCCUUGCAGUGUGCCCAGAUAAGGGAAUUCUGACCAAGAAACUUCAGUCGUGGACACGUUACUGACAAUAUCUUGUCGCCAGCACUCACUUGCCCUCUUUGUCUUGGUGUUAGGACUUCAGCUGUUUCUAAAUGCUAUGAUGGAGAGGAAAUUAAUUUCAGGGCCAGAAUUAUCUUGGGGUUUUCUGACUCAAAACCGGUGCUAACUGCUAAUAGACUGGGAGCUAAUGCAUUCGGAAAUGAUGAGCUUAAAAGUAUCGUCAAAAGUUGUAGACACUGCUGUGCAAUUGUACUGUCAUAGUAGGAUGACAUGCAUUUUAAAUACUAAGUAUAUUAGUGACCAACAGUUAGACUGUUCAGUCUGAGAAUCCAAGUGACCAAAAUCAAAUGUAGUUCGGACUGAUUUGCCAUCGUUGAAUUUCCUGUUUCGGGUACCUUUGGCAGCCAAUUACAAGACACCAGUGGUGGCAGAACUCGGCAUUUUGAGACAGGAAAAUGAGCUUGCAGGAGAAUUCUGGCCCAACUGCCAAGAGUGGCAGUAGUAACUCAGAUCUUGAAAGGCAGAGGGUGCUGGCUGGUUUUUGUUUAUACCUGUGAAGUGCUUGGUGGCAUUGGAAGUACUAUUAGAUAAGCUGCUUUCUUUUGUUGUGGUGGGGGAAGAUGGAAAUUAUCUGGCCAAAUAGUUAGGUAUGAAUAUAUGUAGAUUUGAGACUUAAUGAAUAUAGCAAACAUAGGUGUGCUAUUUGUAUCAUGCAGAACAUACCCCAUACUAAAUUUCUUGAGUGUUUGAUAGAUGUUGGAAGCUUUAGGGGCCAUUUGUGCCUAGUUUUGAGGUGCCUGUUUGAAAUGCUUGAAAGCUUUUCAAAGAACACAACUGCUUCCUGGAAAGCUUAUUGUUUAGUACAAAGUCAGCCCCUUAUGCAGCUGGUUCAUCCUUCUUUUCAUUACUGAAGACCUUUGCCAGCAAGAAUGCCGCUAAACCUCUUGUCUACAGUCUAUCGGUAUAAUUUUUUUGUAAAUUUACAAAUGACUGCCAGAAGAAUUUGAGUUCACUCUAAGAAAAAAACAGUGAUGGAAAUAAAGCCA